Molecule: messenger RNA, 1124 nt
Organism: Clunio marinus
Lineage: Eukaryota; Metazoa; Arthropoda; Insecta; Diptera; Chironomidae
Source: the annotation of a GenBank genome assembly
GAAGUUUGGGUGGUCUUGUAAUUUUAGGUAGUUUUGAGUAAAUUUCCUUCAUUUGUUUUUGUUUACAUUCCGCGUGUGCCGGUAAAUUAUUCUUCAUCACGUUUUCAACAGAUUGAAACAAAUAAAUAAAUAAAAACAAUAUGAAUAAGCCGAUUACAACGCUAGUUAGGCCAACAUUUGAGAUUGAUUUAAGUGAGAAAAUCAUCAGUUUUGAUUCUUCUUCAUCAAAUAUUCACGGAGCAAACAUAAUUUUGGUAGCUCUUUAUCGAAAAGUGCUAGUACUUGCAUUGGAUAAUAGUGGCGAAGAUGAUUACAGCAUCGACUACAAAAAGAUUCAAGAAAUUCCAUUAUCGGAAGUUCGAAUCCUGAAACUCUGCUCAUCGAUUAUAGUUAAAGAUAUAAUUUUUGCUGCAGCUAUCAACUACGAGAUUCAAAUCUUUUCAACAAAUGAAGAGAAUGCAACUUGCUUAAAAUCAAUUGAAGCUCAUGAUGGUUACAUAAACUCAAUCGACUUCACAGAGGAUUUUCUUGCUACUGGAAGCGAUGAUCACACUUGUAAAGUUUUCUCCGUUCAAGAAAAUUAUGAUCAGCAUUGUGUUCUGAAUUUCUCGGCUGCUGUUACGAGUGUAAAAUUCAAUCCUGAAGAACUCAACAAGUUGAUCAUUGGCGUGAAGAAUGGAAAUGUUUUCAUUUUUUGUUUGAAACUUCGUCAAUCGCUUUACAGUUUCGAAACUCAUGCGCCACUCAUGUGUCUUGAUUGGUCGAUUAAAAACCCUUGUUUCGUUGCUGUUUUAGCUGUUGAUCAGAUUUUUUAUUAUGACGUUACUAAACCUGAUGUUCCAAUCUACAGUAAAAGAUUGACUGACAUUGGAAAAGUCUUCAAAUUGCACCCUCAAAAUCCAUUAGUUUCAGCAAUUCUUUGUAAUCGAGCGGGAACUGAACUAAAAGUUGUUCACCAAAAGAGUACAAUUCCAAUAUUUUCAUCAAAGAUUUGCGCUUAUACUGGCAACGUUGCUUGGAAUGGAUCUUAUCUCAUCACUGGAUCUGACAGAAAAAUGUGUUUCUAUAAAAUUCCCAUUUCAUAAUUAAAUCUUCGUUGAUGCUGAAAAAUAAAUUUAGAGAAA